Molecule: messenger RNA, 906 nt
Organism: Funneliformis mosseae
Lineage: Eukaryota; Fungi; Glomeromycota; Glomeromycetes; Glomerales; Glomeraceae
Source: the annotation of a GenBank genome assembly
AUGGUAACAUAUAGUUUCUCUACAAAACUAUCCAAGGAUUAUGUUUCAUUUUAUGAAAACGGAAAAGAAUGUGCUGACGUUAUAAUUCGAGCAGGGAGAGAAGGGAGCGUUGAAGAAUUUUAUGCGCAUUCGUUCGUACUUUUAAUUCGUUCGAUUUACUUUCGUAAAGAAUUAGAGGGGGUUAAAGAAAAGAAUGCCGAUAAUAAAAUCAUUAUUGAAAAGCCUGAUAUUAAUCCAAAAUUAUUUGAUAAAAUCCUCAGCUCAGCUUCUCCACCACCCGCUGCUGAAAAUUUUAAAGAGACGGCGGAUGUUACAUUGUGGACGAGAGAUAAAUUUAGAGAUUUGUCAAAUACUCUUAAGCAAUUUAUUCCAUUAAUUGACUUUUAUAAGAUCAAACCAGAAGACUUUUAUGAGAAAGUUAAACCAUUUAAGAAAAUUAUCGAAAAACCGCUUUUUGAAGAUAUCCUCAAAUAUCACAUAGUAUCCUCCAAAAAUUUGGAUUCAAAAUUUACAUCACAGCCUACAUCAUCUCCUACAUCUACAGCUUCUUCACCACAAAAAGAUAGACCGGAACCGAUAUUUAAUAUUAGAUUAAAUUCAAUAUUAGAUUUAGAUCAUUUCCGAUUGACAAAUGAAUGUUUUGUAUUUAAAUUAAAUAAGCAAGCUAAUAAGUCAAUUAUAGGUAGACCUAGACCAGGCAGUUCGGGUAUGGUUGGAAAUAUCCCUAACCAUGGUCCUUCUUUUAAUGGUGCUUUGUAUCUUAAGGGAGAUUUUGGCAGAGAAUAUGGAUCUAUUUGUAAAGGUAAUGCUUAUACCGUUCAUAUCAGAGACAUACAAGCUCCAUUCCUCGUAGAAGAGCUCGAAGUUUAUCAAGUAAUCAAAGAAGUCCAUGGAUCAAAUCCUUAA